AUGAAUGAAGUAUUCUGUACUGCUGAAGAUAUGGGUCUUCAAAUCUUUUACCAGGAUACCGACAGUAUGCACUUAUAUAAUGAAGACAUACCAAAGCUUGCAGCAGAGUUUAAGAAGAGAUAUGGUCGCGAACUUAUAGGAAAGAACCUUGGUCAAUUUCAUAGCGACUUUGCAGAAAUAACACCUGGAAAACAAAGUUUAGCUUAUAAAAGUAUUUUCUGUGGAAAGAAGACCUACAUAGACUUACUCACUAACGAUUUAAAUGAAGUUGCAUUUCACUGCAGAAUGAAAGGCGUGAAGCAAGAUGUUAUUGCUUUAACCGCUAAUGAAAUGUUUCCUGAAGCUAUACAAUGCUAUUACAAUGAAGAUAAGAACAUUCACAUACCUGUUGGAACAUAUGACAAAGACUCUGAGUUCAGUUUAAUGA
Molecule: messenger RNA, 427 nt
Organism: Trichomonas vaginalis G3
Lineage: Eukaryota; Parabasalia; Trichomonadida; Trichomonadidae
Product: organellar and viral DNA polymerase type B
Exons: 1
Source: RefSeq, a predicted model, not a curated record